Ciona intestinalis (vase tunicate) is the source of this 1846-nucleotide messenger RNA. RefSeq names its product bifunctional epoxide hydrolase 2. NCBI's taxonomy places the organism in Eukaryota, Metazoa, Chordata, Ascidiacea, Phlebobranchia, Cionidae. Gene Ontology annotation, molecular function: catalytic activity. The record is from RefSeq and is a predicted model, not a curated record.
UUGUGUUUUUUUUUGAUGAAUGUCUAGAUUUAUAUUAAUUUCUAUGGUAAAAUAUGGCUGCAAAAGUAAAUCCCCAAGGAUUCUCUGCUUCUGAUUUAUUUCAAAAUAUAGGAAUGCAGAAUCAAGGAGAUGAUAUAACAAAAUAUCCAAUCCAGUUUGAAUUUCUCCAUGCGGCAGCUAAGUUAAGAGAAAAUGGUAUUUUGACUUGCAUUCUUACAAAUAACUGGGUUAAUGAUCAGCAAAAUACUAAAGGAAAGUUCUCACGUGGCAUGUUUUACUUGAAGCUUUAUUUCAAUGAGGUUAUUGAAUCAGCACGAGAAGGAAUUCGGAAACCAGAUACUGAAAUAUACAAGCUCACAUGUAAGAAACUUGGUGUGGUUCCCACAGAAGUUGUUUUUUUAGAUGAUAUUGGUCUUAACUUAAAAAGUGCAAGUCAACUAGGAAUCCGAUGCAUCAAAGUUACAAAUACUAAUACUGCUAUCAAAGAGCUUGAAAGUGCAGUCCAGAUGAAGCUGACAGCCCCAAAGGAUAAAACAGCAUUUCCUCCUGCAAGCCACCCAGAUAGCGUGACACAUUCUUAUAUUAAUGUAACUCCGAAAGUUAAACUACAUUUUGUAGAAGCUGGAGAAGGACCUGCAAUUAUUCUGUUGCAUGGAUUUCCUGACUUCUGGUAUGGUUGGCGCAACCAGAUACCCGCUUUAGUUCAAGCUGGAUAUAGAGUAAUUGUGCCAGACCAGCGAGGAUUUGGGGAAUCUAGCUGCCCACCGCGCAUUCAAGAUUAUGGUCAGAAAUAUUUAUGUGAUGAUGUUUUAAAGAUAUUGGAUGUAUUGUGUAUUCCUCAAGCCACUGUGGUUGGACAUGACUGGGGUGGUUCAUUAGCAUGGAACCUUGCCCUGAUAUAUCCUGAUAGGUUUAAAGCAGUUUGUGGGAUAAACACACCAUUCUUUCCCAUUAACCCUAAACGUAAUCCUAUGGUUAGCAUGAUGAAGAACCCUGGAUCUUUUGAUUAUCAACUUUACUUUCAAGAACCAGGUGUAGCGGAGAAGGAAUUUGAAUUAGAUGUGGAAAGAUCAUUGACAUUGAUACUUAAAGGAUUGGAGAAGUCUGAAGAUGAUACAAUUAAGAAGGAAAAAAGUGGGUUCUGGUCGACCAGCAAUGUCAGGGCAAGAGGUGGAAUGUUGGUUGGAGCUCCUUCCGUUGCUGUACGUAGUCCAUACUUGACAGAUUACGAUAUGAGGUACUAUGUGAAAAACUUUAAAAGAACUGGAUUCAGGGGACCUUUAAAUUGGUAUCGCAACUAUGAACUAAACUGGAGUUGGAUGAAACGUUUUGCCGGAAGAAAAAUCAUCAUUCCUGCUUUGAUGGUCACUGCCUCUCAUGACCUAGUUUUGAAACCAGAGUAUUCUGUUGGAAUGGAAAAGAGGAUUCCUUUGUUGUCCCGAUUGCACAUUGAAAGAUGCAGCCACUGGACCAUGCAAGAGCAGCCAUACAAGCUUAACUGUGGUUUAAUUAAAUGGCUGGAUGAAGUACAUGGAAAAUUACCAUUAGUGACAUCCAAGAUAUAGAUCAUCAAAGAUUUGAGAUAUGCAAAUUGGAAAAGUUUAUUUUAUUAAUUGAUGCAGCUUAAAUAUAUGUGAAUAAUGAACAAAACUUUUCAUAAAUGUUAUUGUAAUCUAUGACUUUCUACGAAUCUAUGCAAUUAAAUACCAUGUGCCAAUUUUAGCACACAGUUAUAUUAUAUAUCUUUUUUUAAUCUUGUUUACUUAUAAAACCAUUUUUUUUAUUAUGUUAUGUUAAUUGUUUAUUAUUUAAAAGUAAUUUAUGCAAACGUUAAUUAAUUAUGCAG